This is a messenger RNA of Puccinia triticina, 1320 nucleotides long. RefSeq lists its product as uncharacterized. Bases 1 to 1320 code for a protein of 439 amino acids. NCBI's taxonomy places the organism in Eukaryota, Fungi, Basidiomycota, Pucciniomycetes, Pucciniales, Pucciniaceae. The record is from RefSeq and is a predicted model, not a curated record. The transcript has 4 exons.
AUGACGAGAGGCGGCCUGUUCGAUACAUCCUUCGGCCAACACAGAUCGGACUCGGAGCCGCAGUUUGCGCAUCGCAGCGCACAUUCCAGCGACACGGGAAGACAUAUUACUGAUGGGAGAGAGUUCCUUCAUCCAUCACUCAUCGACGGCUACACUGCCCAUUCCGGGCUUGAGGCCCUGUAUUCAGAGAACAGCGCGUUUGCUAGUCGCGCGGGAACUCAGUCAGAUUGGGCGAAUCCUGAAAUGCCACAUACUCAUUCCCGAGCACAGGAAUUUAGCAAAGUUUUCCAUCUAAUGCUCUCAACUCAUCUGGGUGGGAUUCGAGGUCAUUUUAUUCCGAACGUCUUUUUACCAAAUGAAUUGCAAGAUUUGAGAAAGUAUGUCGACCAACCUUUUCAUCAAUUGGGUAAUAGCGCCCACAUUGACAAUGAAGCAGGACUCGAUCAUCACAAUAAUCUGUCAUCAGAAUACUCUAACCCCGAAUUCACGCAACCGGAAAUGAAGCUUAAAUUUACUAAAAAACCCCAGUUCAUCGAAGGGAAGGAGUUUUUAGACCGUCAAAUUGAUCCCCGUGAUCUUGUCACUCUGGAUUCCGUUAGAUCGGGAUUGAUUAGAACAAGUGUUAUAGUGUUAGAUAAGGCCCAGCGGCCAACAAAAUUACCAUAUUUAUUUCAUAUACCAAUACAAGUCGGAGGCUUCAAGCUUCAAAUUACCACGGAGGGGAAGGAAAACGGCAAGCAGCUUUCCUGGAUCAGCCCCUUUCAACCCAACAACCCAUUGUAUGGCAAGAAGGCUAUAAUUGAGAAGUUGAGACAAUUGACCUACGAGAUAUGGUCCUUACAAACCAGGUACCUCCAAUUUUGGGGUUUAGAGAAGAAAGCUGUCAAAGAGAACCCCGCCCUCGUCCUUUGGCUCGAUAAAAAGAUUACUGGUCAAAGUGGAAUUUGCCCCUUGUUGGGCUCAUUAAGUUAUGAUCAUCCAUGGGAUAAAAUUCAGCAUGACUACAUACAGCAGCUGGUUCUCCGAUAUAUAGACGCAACACCCGAACAAGAUUCGCAGGGCGCCCGGCUUGCUACCGCAAUUGCAAUCCUUGGCCCUUAUGUGAAAUACCAUCAUCAAGCAUUUUGGGCUAUUAUUCAGGAAAAAGGCGGCCCUCUGUUAGAAACCAUUCAAUCUUCGGAAGAUUCAAAUGAUGAUUUUUUCUUAGGCACGAUAUAUCUCAGUUUUCAGCAUCAAAGCUUCAAAGACGUGAUAACUCAGAAGCGCAAACGGAAAGUAAGGUCUCUUUGUGAUUUUUAUACGGAUGCAAAGCCCAAAUAA